Messenger RNA from Tetranychus urticae (two-spotted spider mite), 4127 nucleotides. RefSeq lists its product as uncharacterized. The record is from RefSeq and is a predicted model, not a curated record. NCBI's taxonomy places the organism in Eukaryota, Metazoa, Arthropoda, Arachnida, Trombidiformes, Tetranychidae. Gene Ontology annotation, biological process: signal transduction.
AACUAUUAACUCUCAUCUAAUCAGUUUCUCUCUCUUUCUCCUUCUUUUCCCUUUAUUCAUCUCUCCUCUAUCAUGAUCUCUCCUUCAUUCAUGGUAAUAGUCAACACUAACAACAUUACCAUGAACCUAUCAUCAUCACCUUCAUCAUUUUAUCAUCAUCAUCAUUUGUGUCAUCGACAUUAGCAUCAUUUUUUCCCAUCCAGUGUUUCUUUUUUUGUUGGUCAUAGUGAAACGGAUGACCGAAUAGAGUUGAUUAUAAUCUUAAUUUCUUGUGAAUUUCUCCCACUUUUUGCUUCCAUUUCUCACUCUAUUUGAUAAUUGUCUUCUCUGUCAAUAAUUUACUUUGUUACUUUGUUUUAGUCUCUUAUUUGACAACUUUCUUAUUCAGUUAUUAGUUACAACCUUGUCUUGGUGACUCCAAUUGUUUCUUCUUUGUAAUUAUUUAAUUAUUGUAUUUUUAUAUCAACCGCUUUCAUCUUCAUUUUGGUUUACUCAUCAAAUAUCGGGAAUGCAACUUACUUCACCAAUUGUUAAUAAUACCAAUUGUAUUAGUAAUAGUGCUAAUAAUACAAGUAUUAAUAACAACAAUCAUUCCAGUAACAAUAACAACGAAAUGGUGGUUUCUGAAAGCAACAAGCCACCUUCUCAUAUCAUCAAUUUAUUUAACCAUCACCAUUCAACUUUAACCUCUCCUUCAGCCUCCUCUACAGUACCGGGUUCAAUCGUGGUUUCUCGUGACUCUUUUUCCUGUAGAAAAGUUUUCGGUGUAAUUUUAGUUGAUGAAAGAAUGAUAAUUCGUCACCUUUGUGGUUCAUCUGAUCUGAUUGAUUUGGAGUACAAAAAUCAUCUCCUUUUGGGUUCUAUUGUUGUUGACAAGGAAUCAAUGUCUAUUGAUGAAUUAAGGAGAAUAAUAGCCGAACAAAUAUCAAAUCUACCUAAAAAUUAUGCAUUCUUCAGUAAAGAAGGAUGGCCUCUGACUAAAUCUCAGGAAUGUAAAUUAAGGUUUUGUAACCUGGUGAACAAAAGAAACAUUGUUUGUAUCCGAAAAGUUUAUGAUAAACCCAGAAUAGGGGUUUUAACUGAUUCGGGCGAAUAUCUUGGCUCUAUUUUCACAAACUAUGAUUGUACCUUAAGUGACCUCCGACGAAUUCUCGAUGACAUUUUUCGCGACUCGGAAAACAGCAGUAAAUUAGCCAAAUUUAUGGACUACCGUUUCAUUGAUCGCAAUGAAUGGCCAGUUGUUCGAUCUCAUGAGGACCAGUUAACCUUGCUGGAUAUUCUAGUUAACCAAAACAUUCUCUUAAGACCAAACCUGAGUGGUUCUUUUACAUCUUCAUGUCCAGCCAUUAAAGAUGCCAGAGGAGACUCCAAUGUUGGCCUUGAAAUUGAUGGUAAAUUGACAUCGCUAGGGAAACAAGUUGUCACCACACCAACAUCAACAGAUGAUCGAAUGGAUAGUUGGAAAGUAGAUACAUGGCGUAGAAGCUCCAAAAAACGUAAUAUCAUGAGAAGAACAACAUUCCGACGUAAUCGACCAAUGAUUGAAUUGAAAGUUAGCAAGAAAAAUAAAAGCACUGGUAAAACGAUUAUGAUUAGCUACUGUCGCCAAGAGGCUUAUCAGUAUGCGAUUGAUUUGAAAGCUGAAUUGGUAUCAAACGGGUAUUCGGUUUAUUUGGAUAAAGAUGAGAUACGAACAGGAACUGAUUGGGCCGAUGAUUUGAAUGAAGCUGUUAAAAAUUGUGAAGUUUUCAUUCCCUUAAUAACGCAACUUUACGGGCGAACUCAAUGGACCAACCGAGAGGUUAAAUUGGCUGAUUUGUUAAAUAAAAAGAUUAUUCCAAUAAAUUUUCUCGACCAUUGGCCACCAGAAUGUUUAGCCAUUCAAUUUGCUACAAUGCAAUGUAAACCUUGGAAGCCCGUUGAUGUAGAUUAUGAACCAGAAAGAAAUAGUUCAAUUGAAGACGGUAAAGUUUGGCCUCGUCCAUGGUUAAAAGCAUUGGUCAAAGAGAUUUGUAAAGAGAUACCUCGAGACACUGAGUCCAACUUUAAACCCUGUGAACCUACAGACCAUCGAUUAAUUGCCAUCUCAGCUCAUCCUACUCAAGCAGCCUUAGUUAACAAGAUUAAGACUUUUCUUGGACAGCAUGAUCUUCAUGUUUGGACUUCAAUUGAGAUCACAGAGGAAUGUGAUUUAACACCAAUGACACCGUCUUAUUUACCAACCAUUGAAGAAGGUGUUCACGAGUCAAGUUUCAAUGAAGGACUUUGGACACACAAUACUCACGGUGGACGGAAUAAGCGUCCAGUUUCAUUGCCUGUUGAUCCCAACAUUGAUUUUGCUCAUAAAAAAAAGCCGGUUCAAAGGCAAACUUCAACCGUUUCAGCUCAACAGUCCAUUGGACCUGAAAAAUUGGAAAAGUUUAAAGAGUUCCAUAGCAAAGUGCGCAAUGCUGGAGCGGUAAUCAUCAUUGCUUCCAAAGCUUAUUUCAAUUCCAAAACAUCUCAGCAACAUGUUUAUUAUUGUGAACAAAGGAAACCAAUGAUUUUGGUUCGAGCUGAAGAUGUUUCACCUCCACCGUGGUUUAGUAAUUUUCAUAGAGAUGAACUUCCACUGGAUGUUAAUAGCCCUUGUUUCUUGGAGGUACUUAAAGGACGAAUCAAUCGUAUUUUAGAUCCUUGUGCCAAGACUGAUGCAUGGGAACUUCAAGAAGCCAAAAUUCAAUAUCUUCUCAACUACAUGAAGAAAAAUUUACCCGAUUUAGAUACCUGUGUUUACAUAAUUGGAAGUACUUCAGUUACAAGCCAACGGACUGAAUUGUUGUGUAAAGCAAUUGGUAAAGAAUUGACCAAAGUAGAUGGAUUAACGGUGGUCACUUGUGGUUUCUAUGGAGCCAGUCAUCUAUUAGCUAAAUCUUUUUUCGAUGAAAAAAGCAAACAAGAGGCUCCUAAGAAUCGUAAAGCUUAUGCCAAUCAGUUUCAAUCCUCAGUUGUUCAUGUUUUACCCUUAAAAGAUGCUAGUGACUUUAGUGACAAAUGUAAACAGCUUGAUGAUGGAUCAUUUCAAUCGCUUUCAUAUGGUGAAACAUUGUUUUUAGGCGAAUCCAUGAAGGAAAGAGACACCGCAAUUGCCAGAUUAUUAGAUACUUGUAUUUUGAUUGAAGGAGGACCAGAAGCAGCUCGUGAAGCACAAGAAUUUAUCUGGAAUGAUCAUUAUGUUAUACCAAUAAGCAGCACAGGUGGUGCUGCAUCCGGUAAAUAUUACCUUCCCAGGAAAGUUUUUGACAAACCUCAUGUGGUUGAUCAAGGUGAUUGGAAAAUGUUGGAAGAUCGAGAGGCAACACCAGAGGAGGUGGCUCAAACGACUAUUCAAAUAAUCAUGAAAAUUAAAGAAUCCAUAUCACUACAGAGGAUGGUUCAGAAUGCGACAAAAACCAAAGUGAAGGGGCGAUCAUUUCGACGAACUAUAAAUAGAACAGAAAAGGUUGAAACCGAUGUUACGUUAAUAAGUAAAAAAGUAAUCACAAGUGAAGAGGAAACAUCGAAAAGAGUCUUACCUGUUAAAACGAGUUUACCAAUGAAAACUAGCAAAAGUCGUUGGCAUCGGUUUUCAAGCUUCAUUAGUUUUGCCUCUCAUAGGUGUUGAUAAAAUUGGACCAAGGAAACAGAUUGAUUGGAAUAAUCAAUGAAUAGAGUUUAAACAAUAAUGUACAGAACAAUUUCAACAGCCAAUAAUGAUUUCAUUUCAUUGUAUGAUUUGGCAUGUUUGAAAUCAGGAUACUUCGAUUCAAUGUGCUGUACAUGAAUCAAAAGAUAAUCAUCAAUGAGUAACCUUCUGUACAUUAGGAUUACUUGAUUAUUUAUUUGUCCAUUUAACUUAUUACCAUCAAGAUAAGCCAAUGAUUUUGAAAACUAAACUCUAAAAUAACUAUUGGUAGCAACUAAUGAUAACAACGAUUAAUGAAGAUCUACUGUGUUCAUGCUUCUCGAUAAAUGACGGCAAUAUAUGCAAAAAAUAAAACCAAAGGCAAUUGCAAAAGGUGUACAUUUCCCCUACUUUUAUGUAUAAAUAUAUUUUAAAAUUAAUUUUUGAAAAAUAAAUUACACAAAAGUGUAAAUUAUAAAAUUUA